This is a messenger RNA of Alosa alosa (allis shad), 1960 nucleotides long. RefSeq names its product E3 ubiquitin/ISG15 ligase TRIM25-like. The coding region runs from base 53 to 1549 and encodes 498 amino acids. NCBI's taxonomy places the organism in Eukaryota, Metazoa, Chordata, Actinopteri, Clupeiformes, Clupeidae. The transcript is spliced from 9 exons. The record is from RefSeq and is a predicted model, not a curated record. Gene Ontology annotation, molecular function: zinc ion binding.
CUUACCAACUUUACAGAUAGAUAGUACAUGCGUGUCUGUCUCAGAAGAUAAAAUGGCCUUUAUUCCUGUGUCUCAGGAUGAGUUAAGCUGCCCAAUUUGCCUGGAUUUACUGAAGGACCCGGUGACUGUUCCCUGUGGACACAGUUUCUGUUUGACCUGCAUUACAGGCUGCUGGGAUCAAGAAGACCAGAAGGGUGUUUACAGCUGCCCCCAGUGCAGAGAGACCUUCACCCCAAGGCCUGUACUGGGUAGAAACACAAUGCUGACCGAAGUGGUGGAGAAGCUGAAGAAAACUGAAAUCCAUUCUGACGAUAAGGUUGUAUGCUGUACUGGAGCAAAUGAUGUGGAGUGUGAUUUCUGCACUGGGAGAAAACAUAAAGCCAUCAAGUCGUGUCUAACAUGCCUGGUUUCCUAUUGUGAAGUUCAUAUUCAGCCUCACUAUGAGGUGCCUCGCUUUAGCAAGCACAAGCUGGUGAAUGCUACCUCACAGCUACAGGAGAAGAUCUGCUCACAACAUGACAGGAUCAUUGAGUUGUUUUGUUGCACAGAUCAGAAGUUAAUCUGUAUGUUGUGUUCAAUGGACAACCACAACGGACAUAAAACUGUUUCAGCCAUAGCAGAACGGACCAAGAAGCAGAAAAAGGUGGCAAAGACAAAGGUGAAGAACCAGACACAGAUCCAGCAGAGAGAGAAGGAGCUAGAAGAGGUCAAACAGGCUUUGCAAACUCUAAAGGCCUCUGCACAGGAAGCUGUUGAGGACACUGAGCAGUUGUUCACUGAGCUGAUCAACUUCAUGCAGCAAAAGUGCUCUGAGGUGACCGAGUCGAUCAGAGCCCAGGAGAGGGCAGAGGUGAGUCGAUCUGAAGGACUCCUGGAGCAGCUGGAGUUGGAGAUCACUAAACUGAAGAGCAGAGAUGCUGAGAUGGAGAAGCUUCUACAGAAGGAGGACCCCAUUGAUUUCCUCCAGAGCAUUGAUGCCUGCUGCUCUUUACCUGUGUCAAGGAUGCAUUCCUGUAUAACUUUCACUCCACAUCUCUCCUCAACUGAUAUUAAGAGGUCGGCCCUUAAAGAAAUAGAACAAAUGGUGUUGGGGUUAAAUUUAGACCACAAAGCUACAAGCCAUGACUCCCAUCAGCCUAGUGAAAGCACACGUCCCCAUCCAAAAUGUGUUGUCCCAGAGAGAGACCACAAAGCUACAAGCCAUGACUCCCAUCAGCCUAGUGAAAGCACACGUCCCCAUCCAAAAUGUGUUGUCCCAGAGAGAGACCACAAAGCUAUAAGCCAUGACUCCCCGUCUUGUGAACGCAAACGUCCCCUGCCAAAAUAUCCCCUGCCAGAAUAUGUCUUCCCAGAGAGAGGCUUCAGGGUUGGGGACAAAGUCCGAGUGAAGGCUUCUGUUAAAAGUCCACACUAUGGCUGGAGAAAUGUCCCUCACGGUAGUGUGGGCGUGAUAAAAUCACUCAUGCGUUUAUGGAGUGGCAUGUUAGUGGACUUUCCUGAGCACACUAACUGGAUAGCAAAAACCUCAGCGAUGGAGCUGGUUCUGUGAUGUAUCACGUGUCCUGAUUUAAAGGUCAUGACCUGACCUUUAUGACAUGACCUAUGGGUUUCACGAAGGUUGUGAAAUGUAAGAGGACAGUUCCAGCGUUAUGGAUGUGACAGUUUGACUCAUAUUGGUAAACAAAAUGCCUUAGAGCAUUGACAAAAUCAGUGAAUUCAUUUUCAUAACUUGUAAUGUAACCUCUGUCCUCUGAAUACUGACACAUCCUCAAUUUCAUAUAAUCAUUUACAUCCUAAGAAUACCUGGAAUUUUAUGUGGAACGUUUUCAGUUGUUUGUUAGCUAUAUUAACAUUUCCCAUUCAUAAAUGUGGCCUCAUUUAUGUUUACCACCACCACCUAUUCGAAGCAUACUAUGGGCUUAGAAAUCGCCAUUUACAUAUACAUGACGUUUAUAAACGC